Molecule: messenger RNA, 1683 nt
Organism: Penicillium longicatenatum
Lineage: Eukaryota; Fungi; Ascomycota; Eurotiomycetes; Eurotiales; Aspergillaceae
Product: FAD-binding oxidoreductase
Exons: 6
Coding region: 1-1683 (560 amino acids)
Biological process (GO): lactate catabolic process
Cellular component (GO): mitochondrion
Molecular function (GO): FAD binding; D-lactate dehydrogenase (cytochrome) activity; D-lactate dehydrogenase (NAD+) activity
Source: RefSeq, a predicted model, not a curated record
AUGUCCGGCUCUCACAAGUUCACUCCUUUGGCCUUGCCGCCCAAGGUGACACUCGCUGACUUCAACAAAUUCAUCCAAGAUAUAACGAACCUCGUUGGCGAUGAAAAUGUCGACAUCAUUACAUCCAAGGAUCAAAUUGACGACAAGUCAUACAUGGACCCGACAUAUACGCAUGACCCUCACCAUGUGAUGGAGCAAGAUUACUUCCUUGCCUCUGCGGUAGUAGCGCCUCGGGAUGUUUCCGACGUCCAAGCGAUCGUGCGACUAGCUAAUACGCUGUCAUUUCCUCUUUGGCCGAUUUCCAUUGGCCGAAACUCCGGCUACGGCGGUGCGGCGCCUCGUGUGUCUGGAAGUUUAGUGCUCAACAUGGGUAAAAACAUGAACAAGAUUCUGGAAGUCAAUGUAGAAGGCGCAUACUGUCUUCUGGAGCCAGGCGUCACUUUCCAAGCACUGUAUGAUUACCUCGUUGCCAAUAACCUGCAGGACAAACUCUGGAUCGACACUCCUGACCUUGGUGGGGGCUCUGUCCUUGGAAAUACAAUGGAACGUGGAGUGGGCUACACACCGUACGGUGACCAUUGGAUGAUGCACAGCGGCAUGGAAGUCGUUCUUCCAAACGGCGAACUUCUACGCACCGGAAUGGGUGCUCUCCCAGAACCACCCCGUCCAGAAACAGCAGGCCUCAAACCAGAAGAUCAGCCGUGGAACAAAACAGCGCAGCUGUUCAAUUAUGGCUUCGGUCCAUACGUCGAUGGGAUCUUUACCCAGUCGAACUUUGGGAUCGUAACCAAGCUGGGGAUGUGGCUUAUGCCAAACCCCGGCGGUUAUCAGUCUUACCUUGUUACCAUUCCCCGGGAAGAGGAUUUGAAGCAGGCAGUUGAUAUUAUUCGGCCGCUUCGCUUAAACAUGGCGCUUCAAAAUGUGCCGACCAUUCGACAUAUCUUGUUAGAUGCCGCAGUCAUGGGAUCCAAGAAGGAGUACACGACGAAAACAGAGCCACUCGGGGAGGAAGACUUGAAUGAAAUUGCCAAGAGACUAAAGCUCGGUCGAUGGAACUUCUACGGAGCACUCUAUGGCCCCGAGCCAAUCCGAAAUGCUCUCUGGGCCGCCAUCAAGGAAGCCUUCUCCGCUAUCCCGGGCGCCCAGUUCUUCUUCCCAGAGGAUACACCCGAGAACUCGGUUCUUCGCAUCCGACACAAGACCAUGCAGGGUAUACCGACGUACGACGAACUCAAAUGGAUAGAUUGGCUCCCCAACGGCGCUCAUCUAUUCUUCUCACCAAUUGCUCCAGUUCAAGGAAAAGAUGCGAUGGAGCAAUACGCUGUCACGAAGAAGAGAUGUCACGAAGCCGGUCUAGAUUUUAUCGGAACUUUUACAAUUGGCAUGCGAGAGAUGCAUCACAUUGUCUGUAUUGUGUUCAAUAAAAAGGACACUGAGCAGAAGAAGAAAGCGCACUGGCUUAUCAAGACGCUAAUUGAUGACUGUGCUGCCAAGGGCUGGGGUGAGUAUCGGACGCACUUGGCGGUUAUGGACCAGAUCAUGGGGACGUACAACUGGAAUGAUGGGGCCUUUUUGAAAUUCAAUGAGCUCUUGAAGAAUGCUAUUGAUCCCAAUGGCAUUAUGGCUCCGGGGAAAUCGGGUGUCUGGCCUCGACAGUACAAGAAGAAUCAGUGGAAGCUAUGA